This is a messenger RNA of Physella acuta, 2634 nucleotides long. Its product is annotated as pre-mRNA-processing factor 19. Lineage: Eukaryota; Metazoa; Mollusca; Gastropoda; Physidae. The record is from RefSeq and is a predicted model, not a curated record. Gene Ontology annotation, biological process: DNA repair; protein ubiquitination; mRNA splicing, via spliceosome. Gene Ontology annotation, cellular component: cytoplasm; U2-type catalytic step 1 spliceosome; Prp19 complex. Gene Ontology annotation, molecular function: ubiquitin protein ligase activity; protein binding.
CUCCUGCAUUGUAGGCUUUUUUGUUUUAUGGAUUUUCGGGUCAGCUUUUGCUAAACCCAAUUUAGUCACGUGACUAUAUUUCAACAUGGCGCUUUGCUGUGCAAUUAGUAACGAAGUACCUGAACAGCCUGUAAUUUCUCCUGUUUCUGGACACAUCUUUGAAAGAAGAUUGAUUGAAAAGUUCAUUCAAGAAAAUGGCACAGACCCCAUUGCAAAUGAAAAGUUGUCAGUUGACAUGCUUAUACCAGUCAAGACAUCAGCUAUUGUUAAACCAAGACCACCAUCAGCCACAAGUAUUCCUGCUAUUCUCAAGUCUCUUCAAGAUGAAUGGGAUGCAGUAAUGCUGCAUAGCUUUACACUGAGACAGCAACUGCAGACAGCCAGACAAGAGUUGUCUCAUGCUUUGUACCAGCAUGAUGCUGCAUGUCGUGUCAUUGCUCGUUUGAUCAAGGAAGUCACAGCAGCCAGAGAAGCUUUGGCCACCUUGAAACCACAGGCUGGUCUCACAGCAGCAGUCCCUGGCUACAAUGCUCCUGCUCCCAACCCAUCUAUUGCUGCCGAUGCAGGACCAGAGUCUGCUUCACAACCUGCUGAGGAGGCUGUCAUGAGUGAUGACAUUAUUAAAAAGCUCCAAGACAAAGCUACACUUCUUACUGCUGAAAGAAAGAAGCGUGGUAAAACAGUGCCAGAGGGAUUGGCCUCAAGUGAAGAUAUUCGAAAUUAUCGUCAAUUGGCUUCCCAUACGGGUCUACACAGUGCUAGUGUUCCUGGUAUCCUAGCUGUUGAUGUCUGUCUAAGAGACACCUCCAGGAUUGUCACUGGUGGCAAUGAUAAGAAUGCUGUUGUCUUCAACAAAGAUACUGAGCAGGUCAUGGCUAUCCUCAAGGGUCAUACAAAGAAAGUUACAAGUGUCAUCUACCACCCCGAGGAGGAACUGGUUAUCACUGCCUCCCCUGACAACACCAUCAGGGUGUGGGGAAUCACAACUGCAUCCUGUGGUCAAAUCAUCCGGGCCCACGAUGCUCCUGUCACUGGUAUCAGCUUGCAUGCAACAGGCGACUACCUGCUAUCAUGUUCCACAGAUAUGUAUUGGGCUUUCUCUGAUAUUCGAACUGGACGUAUAUUGACCAAAGUUGCUGAAAAAUCUGGACAAAUGUCUUCUGCCUUGACCUGCGCCCAGUUUCACCCUGACGGUCUCAUCUUUGGCACUGGCACUGAUGAUUCUGUUAUAAAGAUCUGGGAUCUUAAAGAGAGAACAAAUGUAGCAAACUUCCAAGGACACCAAGGGCAGAUUACAAGCAUCUCAUUUUCUGAAAAUGGUUAUUAUCUAGCAACAUCAGCUGAAGACUCAGUUGUUAGGUUGUGGGAUCUUAGGAAGCUCAAGAACUUUAAGACUCUACAGUUAGAAGAUAACUAUCAAGUCAAAGGGCUUAGUUUUGACCAGAGUGGAACGUACCUUGCUGUAGCUGGCUCUGAUGUUAGGGUGUAUUUGUGCAAACAGUGGAGCGAGCUUGCAGUUUUUAAUGACCACACUGCUGCUGCCACUGGGGUGAGAUUCGGCCACAACUCAACAUUCAUUACAUCCGUCAGUAUGGAUCGUUCAGUCAAGUUUUUUGGUCCUGUUGAGUAAAAGUUUGAUGUGUGUGAGACUGUUUUAUUAGGCUAAUGGAGUUACACUUAUUUUAUUUUAAUGGCUAAAUUUUUAAGAGAAGUAGUGAUUUGGUUUUCUAAAGUACAAGAUCUGUUAUGAUAAUCACUGUGUUUUCCUUUUAUCCUCAAUAGAUGUUCAUAUAUGUAAUUUUUCCAAUGUUUUAGGAAAUUUCUUUGUUUAAAAAUUUUGAUAAGAGCUUAAAAAAAGUACUUUUAAACUUACAUUUCACUAUUACUACCUUAAAAUGUAAACUAACACUGGAAAAAAAAAAUUUCAUAAAUCUGAUUGAAAGAACUGCAGCUGGAAUAAAGAGGUCUGGGGGUCGUCUAUCCUUAAGUGUUGGUUGUUUGGAACAUCAACUUACACUGAUUUGCCUUAUCAGUGUUAUUUCACCCCAUGCUAGUUAAACUUUUUAGAAUGUACAGGUUAUACUUUUAGUGGGUAUCAAAUGUGUUUUUAUAAUAUCCGAGUAACACAAUACAUCUGAAAAGACUGUUUGGUGGGGAGUUGUCUUUGUUUCAUGUCAUAAACAGUUUGUUUUGUGGCUUUGUGUGAAUGUUUUUUGUACAUUUGAUGAGGUUUUUACUAUACUUGCAACUGUUGACCAAUGCUGGGUUCAGUGAGUGUUUAGUCCCACAUAAACAGCUCAGUACUCUGUAGCUUUUAUUGAGACACUUGACUUGAUUCAAUAGAAGUUAAGUUUAACAUGUACUAUACUACAAAAAAGGGAAAAUUAAAAUGUAUAUUUUUGUGAUCAAGUGUUUAAGAAACUAGUAGUGUAUUUCCAUUUAUGAUUCAUGUCUUAUGAUUUUUUUUAUAUUAAUUAAAGCAAAUGAGAAAAUUUUUAGCUUAUAAAAAUCAUGCCUAGACUUGAAACAGAUUUAGUACUGUAACAGUUAAUAUUAAUUCACUCAAAUUGUUUUUACUUUUCAUUAUUUCACAACUAUUGUUCAUCUUCUAUAUUAAAAGCUGUAAUGCCAAGU